UGGUCCCCCUCCAAGCAGAAACUUGUCAGUUAUGUAGUUGUAAUGUAGCCGGUUGUCUCGUCCAUUUUCAUCCAUUUCCACGUUGUUUUGAUUCAGAAUGGUCUCUCUGACAUCUCUGCUGACUUACUCCCGGAGGCUGCUGCCGACACUAAAAACACAGAAUCAUGCAUUUUACACCAAGAGGUCUUUCUUCUUGCCAGGAGCCUUCAAACGUGUAGACGGCAGGUUCCUUGGCUUUGGACGACAGUCCAGCUCCACAGCAGCCACAGCUGCAGAGAAAGACUCUUUUCUUAAAUGGUUCCUGCUGCUCAUCCCUGCCACCACCUUUGGCCUCGGCACAUGGCAGGUGAAAAGGCGUCAGUGGAAAUUGAAGCUGAUUGAUGACCUGACCCGACUCACUACGGCAGAACCCAUUCCUCUUCCUCUUGAUCCUUAUGAGGUUAAUAACCUCGAGUACAGAAGAGUCAAGGUACGUGGAUGUUACGAUCACUCCCAAGAGCUAUACAUUAUGCCCCGCUCACCAGUCGACCCAGAGAGAGAGGCCAGAGAAGCAGGAAGGCUCUCUUCAAGUGCAGAGACCGGCGCUAAUGUCAUCACCCCAUUCCACUGUACCGACCUCGGCAUCACAAUCCUGGUGAACAGAGGAUUCGUGCCAAGGCAGAAAAUAAGACCAGAGACCAGGAUGAAGGGACAGGUGGAGGAUGAGGUGGAGUUGGUGGGAGUGGUCAGACUGACAGAGAAUCGUAAACCCUUUGUACCAAACAAUGACGUGGAGAGAAACCGCUGGCAUUACCGUGACCUGGAAGCGAUGGCACAAGUCACUGGAGCCGCACCCAUCUUCAUUGAUGCCGACUUUGGUAGCACUAUUCCUGGUGGGCCAAUAGGUGGACAGACCAGGGUCACACUGAGGAAUGAACACAUGCAGUACAUAAUAACAUGGUAUGGUUUGUGUGCAGCUACUUCCUACAUGUGGUAUGCAAAGUUCAUCAAGAGGAUUUAAAGCAAUAAAAUUAUUUUACUUGAAUGAUGGGUUUGUGCUUAACUUGUAGCUCCAGCCUGGUACAUAUAUUAUGUAAAUAGCUUCAUGUGUAAAUAAAGUACUCAAGAUCGGGGA
Maylandia zebra (zebra mbuna) is the source of this 1114-nucleotide messenger RNA. RefSeq names its product SURF1 cytochrome c oxidase assembly factor (gene surf1). Gene Ontology annotation, cellular component: mitochondrion; membrane. The record is from RefSeq and is a predicted model, not a curated record. Gene Ontology annotation, biological process: mitochondrial respiratory chain complex IV assembly. NCBI's taxonomy places the organism in Eukaryota, Metazoa, Chordata, Actinopteri, Cichliformes, Cichlidae.